This is a messenger RNA of Porites evermanni, 3345 nucleotides long. The record is from the annotation of a GenBank genome assembly. NCBI's taxonomy places the organism in Eukaryota, Metazoa, Cnidaria, Anthozoa, Scleractinia, Poritidae.
AUGAAAUUCAAAAUGGCGGAGCUUGCUGAUGAGAUUUUCAACCGGACGUUUGAGAGGGAAAUCGAGUGUAAAAAUGGAACACUAAGAAUCCAGCAAGCUGAAGUAGGCGAUGAAAGCUGUGUAGUGUGGGAUGCUGCUUUGGUUCUUGCUAAAUAUAUACAGACCGACCAUUUUUGCUCCACAGACGGGCUGAUAAACAGACGAGUUAUUGAGCUUGGUGCAGGUACUGGAGUAGUGGGACUAAUUGCUGCAGCUUGUGGGUAAGUACAUUUAGCACUAUCAACCCUGAUUAAGAUUCAGGACCCAGAAAACCAUAACCUGUUUUGCGGCACAUACCCAUUUAGACCAAAGAAGGGAGUGCCCCCCAACCCCGGGGGAAACCAGAGUUUCUGGUAUCUCGGAGCAAGGGCAAGAAGCAACAAUGAACCCAAACCAUUUUAAUCUGGGCCUCACUGGAGAAAGAGGAUUGUUCUAUCUAAUGCAUCACCCUUCUCACUAUAAAUUAAUAUUAGAUUUUGUGUUUAAGGUUUGCUCAUGAAUUUUCCCUGAACUUGGUUAUGAUUGGUCACUAGUGAUAAAAUCAACAUUGCCGAAAUAUUUCAGGUGCUGCUCACAGUUGUCUGAGUUUGACAGUUGCGUGACAUGAUGAUGUCAAAUUUGAUAAUGAUGGUUGAUGAUUAUUUAAUGAGAUGUUGCCUGUAGUCUUCCCUGCUAGUAGAGGCCUCUUUCUGCUGGUAUUACUCCCACCCACCAAAUCCCUGGGAAAAGUGGCUACUAAUGAGGCCCUCUUAGGAUGGGGGGGGGGGGAUUUAUGUCCAUAGUCUGAAUUUCAAAUACUGUUGUUUUGCAUUUUAAGGAGCACGCCAUGUCCUUGUCCAUAUUUAACCCAUCUUGUGUCAUUUGUCUCCAUUCCACCAUCUGGUCACUGUUUCAAGGCCAUGUUGCUUGUUGAAAAUUCACCCUAUCAGGGCUUUGCUAGCAGGGAACUUGUAGUAGGGAAGUUAGUAAAAAAUUGAUUAAAGCAGUGUUGAGUCUUGUUGUCUGUUUUUUAGUGCACAUGUCUGUUGUACUGACUUGCCAAGUGUUGUACCACUCAUUGAGUCAAACAGACAAAUCAAUCAACACCUCAUAACUGGAAGCUUUACUGCAAAUUCUCUAAAAUGGUAAGUAGUUCUUAUGCUCUAUUUCAAUUCCAGAACGGGUGGGGGUGGGAUGGUGGGAGAAUGGGGAGAGAACAGGGAGUGACAAUGAAGUCCUCCUCAUUCUUUUCUCGUUUUCUCAUUCUCAGACACCCAUGGUCAAUGUAACCAUUACAAAAGGAGUUGCCUGCAGAGGGGGCUAAUCUCGUUGCUUCAGUUUGAACUUUUUGUUAUGACGACGACAGUAACUUACAUUGACAUCUUUAUAAUUCAAUAUUAAACUACAUCUGCUGGUAUAACAUAUUAUUUACAUGUUUCAAUGCUGUUGUGUUUUAGGGGUCAAGAUGUAUCAACCUUUCAACCUACCCCAGGCAUCAUUCUAGUAGCUGAUUGCAUUUAUUAUGAAGAGGUGAGGAUGUUCAUGUUUGCUCUGCAGAGAUAUAGGUAUACUUGGGCAUUGCAGAAACAUUGUUUGUCAUGAUUUAACAACAAAAUUACAUUAUAGCAGGCUACAUAUAUGAUUUAAGCCAUUGUUCUGGAUUAGUGAUAAGUAUUGGUCUAACUUGGGGGUGUGGUGGCCGAGUUGUAAAAACAUGUCAAACUUAAGAUCUGUGUGUCUGGGUUCAACCCUUGCCAAUACACUUGUCUCUUUUCACCAAGAUGUAUAAGUGGGUUCUGGCGACAAAAAAGUUCUGGGGAUAUUACACUGCAAUGGACUAGAAUACUUUCCAGCAGGGUAGCAAUUUUCCUAGGUGCUUCAUGCUACUUGUACUUAAACGUCAUCAUCAUCAUCAUCAUCAUCAUUAUUAGUUUUGUUAUUAUAAUUAUUUCUAUUUAUAAUAAUGUUUAUUAUUAUUACUAUUUUUUCAAGUCCCUAUUUCCACUUGUGGUGACCCUGUGUGAUCUAAGUGAUGCCAACACCACUGUGCUAAUAUGCUAUGAAGAGAGGACAACAGGCAAUAAACCUUUGCUAGAGAAAAAGUUCCAUGAGGUACAAAUAUUUAGCAGUUAUUAAAUUCAACUUUUGUAUGAUAUGAAGAAUUAUUCAGAUCAAGGAGACUGUUAUCCACCAAAGGAAAGAGGAAGUGCAAUCGAUGGAUGGUCUAUUGCUUAUGCAGCCUUGUUACCCAGCAAGAAGACCAAACAAUGAACCUCAUUUCUAAUCAAAUAUACCAUCAAAUCAACGGUGUAUUGCUCUCUUCUUCAAAUUUGGUCAAUGCCGGUUGGUUAUGGCAAUUGAGCCAGGGGAAUGGGGUCAAUCAGAAACAGAGAAGUAUUUUGAAAGAAUAAUGACUUAAAAUGUAUGACAAUUAGCAUGUAAUGAGUGUGGAGCAAAGAAAAAGACGGUCAUGAAUUCCCAACAGGAUUCAAACCUAUGACUUCUCAUGCUGUAACAUCAGACAUGAGUAAGCUGUGUAGAGGUUCAAUGAGUAGCCUGUUCACAGACCCUCUCUUCUCUCUUUAGAGAUCCUCGCGUGUGCAUAUGAAAAAAGAAACCGCAGGGGAUUUAUUGACUUCUAGGGCAAGGGGGUGGGGAAAGAAGAAAGUCGAUGUUUCUUUUUCUUUCACGUGCUCCACCCUCAUUCUCAUGUUCCAGGCUUGCACACUCGCCCAUGCUUGCUCAUCCAUUUUUGAAAACAACAUCUGCAUACGUACAGGCUACUCGUGGAGAGUUAGGCCAUAUAUAGCUGAAUCAAAAAACCUUGCUUUGGCCAUUGGGAAGUGGAAAUUGAGCAUUUGGGAAUACAGAGCUUACUGCAUUGAUUUGCUUGAAUGCCCACCAAACAAUAGCUUACCAGUGUGCAAUUCCCAAUGCCCUAAACAACCUUAAUUGAAUCAGCAACAUGCACGACGUGCGUCCUGCAUGUUGCUAGAAUUAGCAAUGUUGAGAGCGUGCUGUUUGGAAUGAGGGAAGAUCUUGAAGGCAAUUCAUUGGAGGAGUGUCUCAUGGGAUAUGCUUGUAACAGGGACAUCAAUCUAUUGUUUUAUUUUGAUUUGAUUUGUUUUCAGCUGGUGAGAGAACACUUUACAGUGAAAGAAAUCCCAGAAGAACACCAAGACCCAGUCUACCACAGCCCAGAUAUACACUUACUGAGAUUGACAAAAAAAGAUGUCAAGCUUUGACAGCAAAAAAAAAUGACCUAUCCCCUUCUUGUUGGUGAGACUACAGCUAUGGUGUGGAACGCUACUGGUCAUCAGUGGAAUC